UUCCUGACUGAGGAGCUUCGGAUUCGGAAGCAGGCUGCUGCUCCACUCGCAGCCAGGUCGCUGUAGUAACGCGUGGGAAGUGGAGGCGACCAGCAACACGGAGAGAGCUAAAUAUAAAAACACACACGCACUAAAACCCCACGCAAGCUUCACUUUUGGGCGGCAAAGAGCUGCCGGAGGCUUAUUUUCACCAACUUGACGUCGUGUGGAAUUGGACACACCUGAGAAGGAACUUUUUAUAUAUAAUUUUGUCUAUUGUUGAUAUUUUUCCCUCAACGCUUUUGAAAUUGUUGGAUAUUCUGAGGAUUUACAUUUUUGUUUGUCUUCGUCGAGGAGCUCUGUGAAGCUUCUAGCAGCUUCUCGGUGGCCACCUGACCCUUGAGACAACGAGACGGCGGCUAAUGUCGCUAAGCUAAAUAUAUGACGAAGCUGUACGGACGCGAAGCUAAAAAAAAUACGACUAAGCUGUAUAAUGACUGUAUGUACACGACGUUUGCUAUUACGGUAAAAACGCGCCGUUUAGUUCUUGCUAAUUUGCGUCUUACUUGUUGAACUUGCGACCAAGUCUGGUCAAUAACGAUGCCGAGCGCGGGUCUUAAUCCCUAGACUGCCCCCCCCUGCUUCCGACCUCCGCGCCGUGGUGUCUCCGUCACACUGGCCGGCAUGAGCGCCGCGGACCCGGAGCGCGCGUCGCUCAGCUCCUCGGCCAACUCGGUGGCCUCCAGCGCGCGGACGCUGUCGGCCAACGUGCGGAAGCUCCACAACGCGCUCAACCUGCUGCUCAACGACUUCGAGAGGGAGCAGUUCAUCCACUGCCUCAAUGUCUACCACUCCAAGCGCAACGUCUACGACCUGGUGCAGACCCUCCACGUCAUCCUCAACGCGCCUAGCAAGCGGCAACUUCUCCCCAUGCUGCGGCUCGUCAUCCCCCGGUCCGAUCAGCUCCUCUUCGAGCAGUACACCUCGGAGGGUCUUUACCUCAAGUCCGAGAGCAGGAGCGCGGGCCUCCCCGGCUCCAGCCCGACUCCCUCGGCGCAGGAGAACCCGGCCGAGUUCCAGGUGGCGCUCCGCGGCUCGCCGGACAGCUUCAGCACCAGCAGCGACGGGACAGCGCCGCUGGUGCCGCUCCUCGGUCGGAACUUCAUCCACGAGUCCGUGGGGGAGCCGCGGCAGAUCAACAUGAAGCGGCAUAAGAGCAACGAGGGCCUGGGCUUCAGCAUCCGCGGCGGCUCGGAGCACGGGGUGGGCAUCUACGUGUCACUGGUGGAACCGGGCAGCCUGGCGGAGAAGGAGGGUCUCCGGGUCGGCGACCAGAUCAUGAAAGUCAACGACAAAGUCUUCGACAAAGUCUCUCACGCGGAAGCAGUUAAGGUGCUGAAGGGCAGUAAAAAGCUUUGCCUCUCUGUUCGCUCUGUGGGGCGGAUUCCAGGUGGCUACGUCACCAACCAUGUUUAUACCUGGGUGGACCCUCUUGGCCACAGCGUGUCUCCCCCACCUGACCUACCUGAGCAUCACAAUGCCACCCUCAGAAGAAUCGACAGCCAGCGACGCAGCAACAUGCAGCUCCUGCAGGAGGGGGACGAGAAGAAGGUCAACCUGGUUCUGGAUGAUGGCCGGUCUCUUGGUCUUAUGAUUCGAGGUGGAGCAGAAUACACUUUGGGUAUUUACAUCACAGGAGUGGACCAAGGCUCAGCAGCACAGUGUGGAGGACUCAAGUCUUGCCCCUCCGCCACUCCUUUCUGUUGCUUGCCACACCCACAGGUCGGCGAUCAAAUCCUGGAAGUGAACGGUCAAAGCUUCCUAAACAUCCCUCACGAUGAAGCCGUCAGAGUGCUGAAGUCAUCGCAACACCUGAUGAUGACGGUGAAAGACGUGGGCCGCCUGCCUCACGCCAGGACGGUCAUUGGUGAAACUAAGUGGAUCGCGAGCUCCCAGAUUGCAGAAAGCUCAGCAAACAGCAGCAUGGCAAGCUUUGCCAUGGACCAAGGAGCCUUGGAAGCUGGAAAGCCUGUGUUUUACAAGGGUGUUGCUGGAUCACAAGUCAGCUUGUCCAGUCUGGUGAACCAAUCCAGGGCCAUGUUAGAGGAGCAAGCACGCCACCUUCUGACCGAGUCGGAGAGACAAACCAUGUACUACUACAUGGAAGAGUACCGGGAUGGACACAUUGGCGUGGAGCAGCUGGUCAUGGCGCUGUUUGAACUACUCAACACACAUGCAAAGUUCUCUCUACUGUCGGAGGUGCGAGGCCUGGUUACGCCACAGGACCUGGAGCAUUUUGACGGCCUGGUGUUACAACGCGAGAUUCAGGCUCUGAAGGCCAGACAGGGCACGGCUGGAGCAACCGCACUCCAUGCAGACUCGCUGUCCAUGGUGUCGUACCCUGACACGCUGACAUCGUCCUUGGCCAGCUUCAUGACAAACACCACCCUCAGCUCUGCUCGGGAGAGGCUGCUGUGGCUGAUAGAUAUGAUGGAGAACGACAGCGCGGUGGAUACCAAUCAGCAGGAUCCUUCGGAGGGUAUGAACUCGCUGCUGGCUGACAUCUCUCUGGAUGAUGUACAGUCGACCACAGCUGACUCUCCCCCCUCCUUCAAGCCUCCGCCCCCAUCAAGGGUAAAGAGGCGCCCAAGUCGAAGAGACCAGCUCAACAAAUCGUCUGAAUCCACCCAAUCAGGCUUGUACUUUACAAACCCCGCACACCCUAACCACAGCAAAAAGACAUGUCAGAGCCCUUCCUUGCCAUCAGUACGUUAUAAACAAGAUCUUCCACGGGAACCUUGCCAGGACUAUGCAGCCAUCCGGAGAAAAGAACUGUUAGCUCCAUCCAAGACGGAACCAAAAGCUCACUUGGUUUCCCCACACACCAUUGGUCCUUUCCCCCGCGUGCAGUCCCCUAGUAGAGGUGCCAACCUAUCUGCCGCCUCAUCCUCACCACCACCACCACCUCCACCCCCGCUACCCGCACCUCCUCCGCCGCCCGCUAAGCCCGUUAGCGUGUCCAAAUCCUCCUCUCCGGGCUCUAAGCAGCAAUUUGUUACAGUGGAGGUUCACAGGCCCAAUGCAGAGCCCGACGUCAAUGAGGUGCGGCCCCUGCCCCAAGCUCGAGGUGGCGCCCUGUCUCAGCUGUCAGACAAUGGUCAGACUCUCAGUGAGGACAGCGGCGUGGACAUAGCCGAGUCAGGACACGUCAGCAAAGACACCAGCCCCCAUCCCUCAUGCACACGCCACCUUCCAGAUGCCCAAAGGAGUGGGGGGGGUACCUCCGCCAAACCGCCAGGACUGUUGGAGCCCACCUCCACGCUUGUGAGGGUGGCAAAAAGUGCAAAUACGCUGGGCAUCGCCAUUGAAGGAGGAGCCAACACUCGGCAGCCGUUGCCAAGGAUCGUCACAAUACAGCGCGGAGGCUCGGCUCACAACUGCGGUCAGCUGAAGGUGGGCCAGGUGAUCCUGGAGGUGAACGGGGUCUCUCUGAGAGGUCGCGAGCACAAGGACGCCGCGCGCGUCAUCGCCGAGGCCUUCAAGACCAAAGAGAGGGAUUACGUGGACUUCCUGGUGACGGAGUUCAACGUGGCGCUAUAGCCGAGCGGGAGAGGAGAGAGACCAGGAUGGAUUAUUUUUCAACAGCACAACUUAACGACCCCUCCGCCAGAUCCUGACCGCAUUCCUUCAGCCAUGAACGUGUUGACCUUUCUUUUCAACAUGUUACCUCCCUGCUGUGACACCUUAUGCACUAAGUAGGAACUAGCAAAGUCGGUAUAAUCUAUAUUUUGCUCUCUUUUCAACAAAUGCAGUUGUCCGGGAUACGCAGACCAAGUAUUAUAUUUACUGUACAUGUGAUGAAUAUAGAGAAACUGUACAAAUUAGAAGACCCGGAUACAAUCAAUGUUGUAUCAACAAAUAUAUUUACACGGAAAUAUAAAUAUAUGACGAGAGCA
Molecule: messenger RNA, 3935 nt
Organism: Entelurus aequoreus (snake pipefish)
Lineage: Eukaryota; Metazoa; Chordata; Actinopteri; Syngnathiformes; Syngnathidae
Gene: whrna
Product: whirlin a
Exons: 13
Coding region: 664-3579 (971 amino acids)
Biological process (GO): auditory receptor cell stereocilium organization; sensory perception of sound
Cellular component (GO): photoreceptor inner segment; cilium; stereocilia ankle link complex
Molecular function (GO): protein binding
Source: RefSeq, a predicted model, not a curated record